Molecule: messenger RNA, 1901 nt
Organism: Octopus sinensis (East Asian common octopus)
Lineage: Eukaryota; Metazoa; Mollusca; Cephalopoda; Octopoda; Octopodidae
Product: zinc finger protein 492-like
Exons: 3
Coding region: 732-1718 (328 amino acids)
Biological process (GO): regulation of transcription by RNA polymerase II
Cellular component (GO): nucleus
Molecular function (GO): DNA-binding transcription activator activity, RNA polymerase II-specific; RNA polymerase II cis-regulatory region sequence-specific DNA binding
Source: RefSeq, a predicted model, not a curated record
CCUCCACCUCUACUUUUCGUGUCCGCUCAUAAGCUACACUGUCUACACCGAAUAGAAUUCCUACCGACUGUUUUCCUGUAUUUCGAGCAUGGCUAUAUCCCUGUUAAGAUCAGGGUCUUGUCUUCUUUCCUACUUGCUAAUAAUGCUUUUAAUCUUUGCUAAAUUCACUUUGUGGUUUCGAUUCUGGGCUUUGUUUCAAUGACUGGAAAUUCUUUUCUAAUUCUACAGAUUCUAAUUCUAUAGGAACUAGGUGAUAGCGAUGCUGCUAUGCCAGUUAUCGGUUAUGAAGGACUCGUAUACCCAGAGACUAAUCCAUUCCCCACCCACCCAGACAGGUUUAGCUUCUCAGAUACUAGCUGACAUAAAAAUUAUAUUUACAUCAGAAGCAUCCUCAAUAUUUAUCAUCUUUUCAAGGCAAAGGAAUAUGUUAUACAGAAGAAAUAUAACCAUGCUUAUAUAAGUCUGGUGAAUUAUGGCGAAAUAUUGCUUCUGACUAAAAUUAUUAACAUUUGUGUAAUUCACUGUCUGGAAUUAGUACAAAAUAAUUUUGCAUUCUAAAUAGACUCAGAUAAAUUUAUAAAGGUCUUUGCAGUUUGAUAGACAUAUAGCAGAAGGAAUAUUUGUUAGAAAUAAAUUAUAUAAAAGGAAAACAAGCAACAUAUAUACUGUGGUGUGAGAAGAAAAGUUUUUUGGUUAAAUGAGUUGAAAGAUUGAGUUUUUAUCCCGAAGAAAUGGCAAAAAACUUAGCAAAGUCUUCAUAUGAAUGUGAUAUCUGUAAAAAGUCAUUCACUACAAAAGGCCAUCUUACUACUCAUGUACGUAUUCAUACAGGAGAGAAACCAUAUCACUGUGAUAUCUGUGGGAAGUCAUUCAAUCAGAAUGGUGAAUUAACUAUUCAUAAACGUCUUCAUACGGGAGAGAAACCAUAUCAGUGUGAUAUCUGUGGUCAAUCAUUCACUCGUAAAGAUAUUUUAACUACACACAGACGUAUUCACACAGGAGAGAAACCAUAUCAGUGUGAUAUGUGCUGUAAAUCCUUCUCUAAAAGUACUAACUUAACCGAUCACAAACGCAUUCAUACCGGAGAAAAGCCAUACCAAUGUGAUUUCUGCGGUAAAUCAUUCAAUCAAAAUAACCAGUUAAUUAAACACAAGCGUAUUCAUACGGGAGAAAAGCCUUAUCACUGUGAUAUCUGUGACAAAUCAUUCUCUCGAAAUGAUGAAUUAAUUGCUCACAAACACAUUCAUACAGGUGAGAAGCCUUAUCAGUGUGAUACCUGUGGUAAGUCAUACCCUCGAAAUAAUCAAUUAACUACCCACAAGCGCACCCAUACUGGAGAAAAACGGUUUCAUUGCGAUAUUUGUGGUAAAGCAUUCUCUCAUAGUAACGUUUUAAAGGGACACAAACGCAUUCAUACUGGGGAGAAGCCCUAUCACUGUGAUAUCUGUGACAAAUCCUUCUCACGAAAUGAUGAAUUAACCAUUCACAAACAUGUUCAUACAGGAGAGAAACCGUAUCAGUGUGACAUGUGUAUUAAGUCAUACCGUCGCAAAAACCAAUUAACUGCUCACAGACGUAUUCAUACAGGAGAAAAUCCAUAUCGUUGUGACAACUGUGGUAAAUCAUUCUCUCACAGUGGUCGGUUAGCUAAGCACAAAUGUAACAGUGUAAGAGAAAAACUAUAUCACCGGAAUAUUUGUGGUAAAUCAUUCUCUUAAACAUGACAAUUAUUCCCAUCUGUAUUCUUACAUGAAAGAAAACACAUCACUUUGUUAUUUGUACUCUCUCUUCAUACUAUAAUUGGAUCUAAUUAUAUUUUAUAUUCAACUGAACUGUAUAUAUAUAUAUUUUUUAUGUAUUCUCGUAUAUUCUUGUUUUGUUAUUUUUUUUAUGCAUUCUUG